This is a messenger RNA of Aureobasidium namibiae CBS 147.97, 1389 nucleotides long. RefSeq lists its product as uncharacterized. Gene Ontology annotation, biological process: regulation of DNA-templated transcription. Lineage: Eukaryota; Fungi; Ascomycota; Dothideomycetes; Dothideales; Saccotheciaceae. The coding region runs from base 1 to 1389 and encodes 462 amino acids. The record is from RefSeq and is a predicted model, not a curated record. The transcript has 4 exons. Gene Ontology annotation, molecular function: DNA-binding transcription factor activity, RNA polymerase II-specific; zinc ion binding.
AUGGUCGGCGUGCCCAGGAGUACAGGAUGUGCGACAUGUGUGUCAAGACGCAUCAAGUGCGAUGAAGGACGGCCGACAUGUCAAAAAUGCGAAAAGGCCGGGCGCCAAUGUCCUGGCUAUACCCGCGAGCUGCAAUUUAGAAACAAGAUGGUGACGGUCGUGUCAAAACGUGAGCGACCUAUAAUCAUCAACUCGGUAUCCACCACGUCACCGACAGAGUCGAGUUCUAGUGGUGGUGCUUCGCUCGACUCACGCAGAGAUUCUGUCGUUGUGACUCCUCCAAUCGUGACGACUCCUCCGGAACCAGCUGUGAAAUCGCUGCACCUACCUCGAACGGAGCAGCUUCAAGUCAUGGCUGCGUUGAUAGACGGGUUUGCACCGCCCUCAAAAGAACCGACACAAGGCCCUUCCAUGAUACGAGAAUGGCUUUCCUUUGUGUACUAUCGUAUCGGUGCACUCACACCCCUAGACCUGGCUAUGCGAUCAGUUGCUUGCAUGCAAUUCGGGCUGCGGAAAAAAGACACGCGGUUGAUCAAUGUCAGUCGCGCGUACUAUGGUGGUGCGCUUCAGACGUUGCGAAAGGCCCUCCUAGCCCCUACCACAGGACAAGCGGAGAUGCAGAGUACAGUGAUGCUUCUCACAUUUUACGAGCUUAUGUCAAAUCGGAAAGAAGACGAGUGGGUGCGACACUCCGGUGGGUCGGUCGAGAUGAUGCGAGUACGAGGCCCGAAAGCAUACGCAGAUCGAAAGAGCUUCGAUUAUUCCAUGUACCUUGUGUGCAGAUACUACAUCGUCAUGGAAGCAUUCUACAAACGCAAGGCCUGUUUCCUUGAUGAUCCAGAAUGGAACACGUUGGCCUACGAUCCGGAUUCUGUUGAGGGAAACUUCCGAGAAGCAAUGUUCCGGAUACACGUCCAGAUUCCAGGUUUGAUUCGCAAUGCUCAAAUGACCGCUGCCGGACAGUACGACGCUUUCGAGCUGAUAAAGAAAACCGUGGAGUUACGGACGGCUGUCAAAUGUCUUUACGACCAGUGGAUAGUAGCUCUAAAGGCGACAAACAACAUGCCGAUCGAGAUUCCAGGCGAGGACGAGCUUUUCCCAAAGGUGUACCAUUUCAACAAUCUGGCUGUACACGGUUUCAUGUCGCAACACUGCUCGACGAUAAUCCAGUUGAACUCGGUCCUGAUCCAGUGUGGCUUGCCAGGAAAAGAAGCAUAUAUCCAGGAGUGUCGCGAGCAAGCGGAGCAGCUAUGCCGAUAUGUACAUUUUGCUCAAGGCCGUGUCCUCGGAUCCAUCUUGCUGCACUUUUGGCUCAUCACCGCGAAGCGACACGCUGAUGAGAAAUAUCAAGAUUGGAUCACUGCCAAACAGGCUGCCAUCCAGAGAUAA